AUGCCUCGCAUCACGGUGGAGCUGCUGCGCAAGCGGGCGGAGCACAAUGAGGGAAUCGUCUCGACGCUGGAGGAGAUCUCGCUGCACCAGGAAGAGCUGGAGAAGAUCGAGGUGAUCGGCACGUUGUGCCGCAAGCUGCGGAUCCUCUACCUGCAGAACAACAUCAUCGAGAAGAUCGAGGACCUGACGCACAUGAAGGAGCUGCGGUACCUCAACGUGGCGCUCAACAACAUCAGCAAGAUCGAGGGCCUGCAGAGCUGCGAGUUCCUCAACAAACUGGACCUGACCGUCAACUUCGUGGACUUCGACACUCUGGAGCAGAGCAUCGGCCACCUGAAGCCGCUGCAGCAUCUGCGAGAGCUCUACAUGCUCGGCAACCCGUGUCAGUCCAACUGGGAGACGGGCUUCAGGGAGUACGUCAUCGCGUCGCUGCCCCAACUGGAGAUCCUGGACGGCAAAGAGAUCCACCGCAGCGACCGGAUCAAGGCGCUGCAGGUGUUUUCAGAGAGACAAAGGUACGUUCGGAGGGAGGCCGAGAAGGUGCGCACCAAGAAGGAGCUCGAGCGGAAGAAGGAGAGCCCAGAGGAGGAGGACGAGGUGAUUGAGGUGGUGGGAGGAGAAGCCAUCGACAUCUCAGAAGAGCAAGUGGAAAAGGAGAAGAAGAAUUCCGUGAUGGCGUCGACUGAAAAAGUGCCGUACACGCCGCACACGCGGCGCGAGAUGUAUUUGGAGAUGGCCGAGCAGAAGGAAGAGGAGGAGGCACGAAGACGUGAGAACCAGCCGAAGGAGCGGAACACUGAAGCGGAGCACGAGGAGGCGCUGCGGAAGGCUCGGCUGCUGGAGGAGCGAGGGGACGGAUCCAUUCGCCAAUGCAACGAAGGCAAGUGGGAAUUCCGGCUGACGGACGAGAUCCUCGACAUCAUUCUAGAAGUGGAUUUGCCUCGGUUCCUGGACACGUCUCUGGUGGAUGUGGACGUUCACCCGUCCUACGUCUCCAUCGUGGCCAAGAAUAAGGUUCUGCGGCUCAAGUUCCCCGAACUCGUGCAUUCCGACGCAGGAAAGGCUGAGCGAUCUAAGAUCACGGGCACGUUGCGUUUGACGCUCCCAAAGGCGCAUGUCACUCCGACGCAACAGCUCCGCGCGCAGCUGUAUCGCGACGAGCAAGAAAAGAAGCUGAAGAAGAAGAAAACCUCUAACCAAAAGCAGGCAAGCAAGACAACCAGGACCACCUCACGACAGUCCAAGAUAUCGGACGAGCUGCUGGAGGCCGCCAACAAGGUUCCAACCGACAAACGCCGUGCAGUUAAUAUCCGCGGACUGGUCAAGAAGGAGAAUGACGACGAAAACAAUGCCCCAGGUGGAAGGCUGCAGAUGACACCGCUUGUGACGAAAACGACUGCAAGUCACGCUGUCGGCCCUGAAGGCGAGCUCGAGGAAGAAGAAGAAGACGAUGAUGCUCCUCCCCUCAUUUUCUGA
Molecule: messenger RNA, 1476 nt
Organism: Phytophthora sojae
Lineage: Eukaryota; Oomycota; Peronosporomycetes; Peronosporales; Peronosporaceae
Exons: 2
Coding region: 1-1476 (491 amino acids)
Cellular component (GO): cytoplasm
Molecular function (GO): protein binding
Source: RefSeq, a predicted model, not a curated record